GCGAGAGAGAGAGGCUAGGGGAGGGAGGAGAGAGCGAAAAUAAGAGGUGAAAGAGCGAAAGAGGAGAGCGGCGGCACACGGAUCACCCACCCUCAGAAAACACCAUUCAGUCGCUUAUUUCGCCCGUGAUUCUGCUAUGCGCAUCGGGCGAGGAGGACACGCCACUUGCGCUUUGGUUUUGGAUUGCUGCUGAAUCUUCUAGCGUUCACCAAUGGACAGGAUGGAGCAUUGGAGACAGUGCGCGCUAUGGCUGAUCAACUGUAAGGUGCUGCCACCGAACCAUCGGGUGACAUGGGAGUCCGCUCAGGUGUUCGACCUGGCCCAGACCCUGCGGGAUGGAGUCCUCCUGUGUCAGCUUCUCAACAACCUGAGACCCCAGUCCAUCAACCUGAGGGAGAUCAACCUGAGACCUCAGAUGUCACAGUUUCUCUGCCUGAAGAACAUCAGGACAUUUUUGCACGCCUGCUCAGAGAUAUUCGGCAUGAAGAAAAGCGAGCUGUUCGAAGCGUUCGAUUUGUUCGAUGUUCGGGAUUUCGGAAAGGUUAUGGACACGCUGUCCAAACUCUCUCAUACGCACAUUGCACAGCAGACUGGAAUAAGGCCGUUUCCCACAGAAGAGAGUGUUGAGGAUGAAGACAUUUAUAACCAUCUUGAGGAUCUGAUAGAUGAGAACGGUGUUGAAGAUGAGGAGGAUCUCUAUGACUGUGUGUACGACGAUGAUGAAGGUGGUGAGGUGUAUGAAGACCUGAUGAAGGUCGAGUUGGUUCAGCCACAGAAACAGGCAGAGACGGACAUCAGGAGCUGCUGUCUGAUGGAGAUCAAGCAAACUGAGGAGAAAUACACUGAGACACUGGACUCUAUAGAGAAAUUCUUUAUGAAGCCUCUGGGACAGUCGCUGUCCAGCGUGGAGAUCGAAAAAGUGUUCAUCAACAUACCAGAUCUUGUGAAAGUGCACACGAGUCUCCUGAGGGAAGUGCAGGAUUCAGUGCUCAUGCACAACGCCACAAACCUCUACCAGAUCUUCAUCAAAUACAAAGAAAGAUUAGUCCUGUACGGCAAAUACUGCAGUCAAGUGGAAUCUGCCAUUGCAUGUCUGGAUGACAUCUGUAAGAACAGAGAGGACGUCCGGCAGAUGCUAGAGUUGUGUUCAAAGCGAGCCAAUAAUGGGAAGUUUACUCUCAGAGACCUGCUGGUUGUCCCGAUGCAGAGAGUUUUAAAGUAUCACCUGCUUUUACAGGAGCUGGUCAAACACACACAUGAUGCCACUGACAAGACUAACUUACGGCAGGCGCUGGACGCCAUGAAGGAUUUGGCUCAGUAUGUCAACGAGGUGAAGAGAGACAUCGAGACUCUACGAGACAUCGACCAGUACCAGAAGUCCAUAGAGAACCUUAAUCAGUCUCUCCGUAACUAUGGCAGACCAAAAGGUGACAGCGAAGUGCGAGUCGCUUCAGUCGACAAACGAGCCAAACAAGACAGGCACAUUUUCCUGUUUGACUCGGCCGUGAUCGUAUGCAAACGGCGAGGCGAUAACUACGAGAUGAAGGAGGUGAUCGACCUCCACUCCUUCAAGAUCACCAACAACCCCACCUCAGAAAAAGAAAACCGAAAGUGGUGCCAUGGAUUCUACCUCACACACAACCAGGGUCAAAACGGCUUUGAGUUCUUCUUCAAAACCAAGGAGCUAAAGAAGAAAUGGCAGGAGCAGUUUGGCAUGGCAUUAUCGAACAUCUGUCCAGAGAGCGGGAAAUGUAAUUUCCAUGAGUUCCGCAUGCACACCUUUGAGACAACCACAUCCUGCAGCUCAUGUGAAAUGCUGCUGAGAGGGGUCUUCUAUCAAGGUUACCGGUGCUCUAAAUGUGGUGCUGGCGCCCAUAAGGAGUGUCUCGGCAGGGUGGAAGUCUGUGUCAAAAGCAGUGCCGGUACCCAAACCUGUUGACUACUCUUCACAGCUUUGGUUUGCAGGCCCGAUGGAGCGAGUGCAGGCAGAAGCUGCUCUGCUCAACAAAAGGAGCAGCACAUAUAUGGUCCGUCACCGCAGUCGAGAGUUUCAUGAAUAUGCCAUCAGCAUCAAGUACAAGAACGACGUGAAACACAUCAAGAUCUUAACAAAGGACGGAUUAUUCUACAUUGCGGAAAACAGGAAGUUCAGUAGCAUUUUGGACCUCAUCCAGUAUUACAAGAUUCACUCUCUGCGGGAAGGAUUCAGGACACUUGAUACCACGCUGAAGUUUGCCUACCGCGAGCCGGAGAAUGGAGCCAACAACCCUCUGCUCUGCGGCCUGUCUUUUCUAACUCCCGCCGGCUACAGCUUUGUCCCCCCCUCUACCACCCCAUUCUGGUCAGUGUUCUCUCAGAAGGGGAUUGGGGUUGCCAUCGCCCGGUAUGACUUCAGCCCGCGGGACACCAGGGAGCUGUCCAUGCAGGAGGGAGAUGUGGUGAGGAUCUACAGCAAAACUGGAGCUAGCGGAUGGUGGAAGGGCGAAGUUAAUGGACGGGUGGGCUGGUUCCCCUCCACGUACGUAGAAGAGGCCGAGGAGUGAGCAAUCCCACAACAGAAUGGAAAAAAACUAAAUCUGAUGUGUUUGAUUAUCUGAUGAUUGCGUCUUAGAAGACCUGGAGUGGAUCAGGAGCAAGUCCGGACUGAGGUCACACGCCGUGAGCUAUUUCUUCCAUGUGCUUGUGUGUGUGUUUGCUCACUGGGAAACAUGACCUUGCCUGCGUCCUCUUUUACCUGCACUAUUAUUGAUGGCGGCCUACUGUUGGUGGACGGAGCCCGGAGGUGUUUCAACACUCACAUCCAGUCAUUCAUCUCUGAUUAAGAUCAUGCCUCCGCCAUGCUCGUAAUUGAUUGCUGUCUCUUCGCUCUCUCGUAUUUUUCAGAUUUCCACUUUAAAGGAAUGAGCGGUUGUUGUUUUUUUUGUGCGUGGUGUUUGUUGCGCGCUUAUCUCCAGAGAUGUAUUGUUGGGUUGUCAUGCCCUGUUUAUCUGAUUCACGACGGGAGACGCUGACAGGGAACAAAAGGGUACACGGUGACAGGCCUGUAAACAGCUUUUUUAGCCAGCGGCCUAUGGACCUGGAAGCAUUGUGUGGCCCCGUCCGGAAUGGAUGGGCUUAAUGAGUGGGCUUUACACACAUUUGCUGGAGGAAUUGACACAUUGGAAAACAAUGACUCCGAUAAUUCUGUCUGAAAGCCACCAGUGGAUCUGAAGCUGUGUGUUUUUCGAGUGGUGGACCGGUAUGGGGAAUUCAGUGUCUGAUGCUGAUCGCUAAAUCACAGGGUGGGACAAUUAUGUAUUAGAAUAAUUUUACAUCAGAGCCAUAACCAACAUAGACAGUGAGUUAUGCCCAAUCUGAAAUGAACAAAAUAUUAUAUAAAUAUUAUAUAAAGUAACAUUCAUAUUUCAUGCUGCAUUUAUUAAAUCAAAUUAUUUAAAUUAAUAUAUACAUACAUACAUACAUACAUACAUACAUACAUACAUACAUACAUACAUACAUACAUGUGUGUGUAUGUA
Molecule: messenger RNA, 3515 nt
Organism: Danio rerio (zebrafish)
Lineage: Eukaryota; Metazoa; Chordata; Actinopteri; Cypriniformes; Danionidae
Source: RefSeq, a predicted model, not a curated record